UUUUCCCCCAAGGUCGCUGUGAAAUUAUUAAUUCUUUUUGCUUCAAAUCCAAUUCUUGUUGAACCCGGAGAGAUUCAGAAUUCCCCAGUCGUUCACACCAAGUCUGGGCCAGUUAUCGGCAAGAUUGAAGCCCUUCCACACGGUAAAUUGGUGUAUGAGUAUCUUGGUAUCCCUUAUGCAGAGCCUCCAGUUGGCGAGUUAAGGUUUGCAGCUCCAAAGCCUAUCGAACCUUGGUCAGGGAUAAGACAAGCUACAGGGUUUGGAGCAACUUGUGUACAGCCAGCAUUGAAUUACCCUGAUGCCGGUCUUCAUCGCCCAGGGAGUGACGUAGAGGACUGUCUUUUCCUGAAUGUUUUCGUUCCAUCCACAAUUAAACCCGAUGAAAAGACGGCUGUGAUGGUGUUUAUUUAUGGCGGUGGAUUCUCGCAAGGUUCCUCUUCUGCGUACCCUGGUGGAGUCUUGGCCACCUUCAAUGACGUCAUCUUCGUGUCAUUUAAUUACCGGAUAGGAAUACUAGGGUUUUUCAACGUUCCUGGCACUGAUAUCAUAGGAAAUUAUGGGAUGUUGGACCAGGUACUGGUGUUGAAGUGGGUUCAAAAUAACAUCGCAAGUUUUGGCGGCGAUCCAGGCAAAGUGACCAUAUUUGGUGAGAGUGUUGGGGGAAACAGUGUCUCCCUCCAUUUAAUCUCGCCAUUAACCAAAGGUCUCUUUCAAAGAGUCAUCAUACAAAGCGGUCCAGCCUCUUCGCCUUUGUUUUGUGGAAAAGUCACCCAGCCAAAACAGUUGGAACUCUUUGCAAAGGCUAUAAACUGUACCUCCACUUUAGGGUUAAGCUUGGUGGAGUGUGCACGAGGCAAACCAGUUAAAGAAAUUAUCGAAGGACAGGAAGGAGUUUCUCAUGCUAACUAUCAUGGCCCACUCGACAUCCUAGGUCCUGUAGUUGAUAGCCACUUUCUGCCAGAUCUGCCUGAAAAUCUUUUUAAAACCGGAAAAUUUCAUUCAGAUGUUGACGUUAUUACUGGUUUCACUGACAACGAAGGUGCCAUGAUGGCAAUGUUCUUGCCACAACAGGUCCAAAAUGGAACUAGCCUGGACCUCUUGAAAUAUAUUGUGACGAAAGGAUUACUUUAUGCUCGGGAAAGGAGUGAACUGAUAGAGGACUUUAUUUUAUACGAGUAUAUUCACCAUGCUGACCCAGAGGACCAGGUUGCCCAUCGACAAUCAUUGGUGGAUGUUAUUGGUGAUGCAUAUUUUGUAGCCCCUGCCUUACUUGAAGCCAAAGCUUUAGCAAAGGGAGGAAGGCCGCCAUUUGUAUACGUGUUCGAUUACCUGGCAGUCCACUCACCUUUGCCUGAGUGGUUUGGAGCUGUGCAUGGCAUGGAUGUCCCUUUUGUGUUUGGUGCACCUUUUCAGAGCUUGUCCGAGCCAAUCAUUAAUAAGCUGGUAUCAAGAUUUUCUGACAUAGAAAAAGGAUUGAGCUUGUACGUAAUGAAAAUGUGGACGGACUUUGCCAAAUAUGGGUCCCCAACGCCCCCCGAGUCAGGUUCCUCAGCAGUCACUUGGCCUAAAUUUACAGAACAAGAUCAGGAAUAUCUUGUUAUUGGCUUGAAACCACAGACUAAACGCAGAUACAGGGCGAGAAAGGUGGAAUUUUGGAACGAAAUUGUUCCUAAACUAGCGGAGUUAUCGCAGAUGCAGAAGAAGGAAGUUGAAACGCAAACAUCAAAAGAUGAGCUAUAAACGAUUACAAAAACAGAGCAUUUUUACCACAGAAUUGUGAACUUCUAAAAACUCCUUACAUCGAUGUUCUUUUUCUUAAGAAAGUGACAGUCGCUUUUUU
Molecule: messenger RNA, 1840 nt
Organism: Stylophora pistillata
Lineage: Eukaryota; Metazoa; Cnidaria; Anthozoa; Scleractinia; Pocilloporidae
Product: cholinesterase
Source: RefSeq, a predicted model, not a curated record